AUGUUCCAUCAACUUCUUAUCCAGCUCUCGCCGUCUAUUAUUGUCACCUUCAGCAUCGUUGCGCUUGCUGCUCGGCUGUGGUACAACAAGUAUGCAACUGGUCUGAAUCAUAUCCCUGGACCAUUCCUUGCCAGCUUCACAGACUUCUACCGUCUUGCAGUAACACGAGGUUAUCGUCCGGAACGCUGGCAUAUCAAACUACAUAAGCAGUACGGCGAUCUCGUACGCAUAGGUCCGCGAACAGUGCUUUGCUCAAGCAACAAAGCAGCCAAGAAGAUAUAUGCGCUCAACGCUGGAUUUGUAAAGUCCGAUUUCUACACCGUGCAACAGACUCUGGCGAAAGGGGUCCCGCUGAAGACCUUGUUCACAUCAACUGACGAGGCGUUUCAUGCAAAAUUACGCCGGGCUGUUAGCAAUGCGUAUGCUAUGACAUCAUUGGUCCAGUUCGAGCCUUUGGUGGACUCUACGACAACAGAGUUUUUGAAACAGCUGAAGGAGCGAUACGCUGACAGAGCAGAUGAAUCUGGUGUGUGUGACUUCGGUGCAUGGCUCCAGUUUUAUGCCUUCGACGUUAUCUGCGAACUUACUUACUCCAAACGGAUGGGCUUUGUGGAUCGUGGACAGGAUAUCGAGAAUGUUAUAUCAAGCCUCGAAUGGCUCUUGAGUUACGCUGCAGUGAUCGGCCAGAUUCCUAUUCUUGACAGAUUGUUUUUGAAGAAUCCCAUUCGGCGAUGGCUGAGCGCGCGCGGUUGCAUACCAAGCACACCGGUCGCUGUGUUUGCAAGUAAACGCAUUCAGGAAAGCAAAGGUCAAACACCUGAGAAGAUGGAGUCUGCCAGAGGACAAUCCCGCCGCGACUUCCUCUCUAGGUUCCAAGAAGCGCACCAGAAGGACCCAGAUUUCAUGAGCCAAGAGCGUGUGCUUGCGCUCACUGUUGCCAACAUGUUUGCAGGGUCUGACACAACCGCCAUAUCACUGCGUGCUAUCUUUUACAAUCUUAUCCGUAACCCGGAUAAGCUGUCCAGGCUCUACGCCGAACUCGAUGAGUGUGAGGCAUCAGGAAUCUUUGAACGUGGCAAUCCACUGGUGGCCUGGAGCGAUGUGCGCGAGUUGCCGUAUUUAAGUGCUGUGAUCAACGAAUCAUUACGGACACACCCCGCCGCAGGUCUGCCAUUAGAGCGGAUUACACCAGCUGGCGGUGUGCGAGUUUGCGACGUAUUUUUACCGGCCGGUACCAAUGUUGGGUGCAGCGCCUGGACUCUGCAUCUUGACCAGGAGCUUUGGGGUGAGGACGCGGACCGGUGGAGGCCAGAGAGAUGGAUUGAAGCCAGCGACACUAAGAAAGCGGAGAUGAAGAACAGCAUGUUCGCCUUCGGAGCAGGUUCGCGAACAUGCAUCGGAAAGAACGUUAGUUAUCUAGAGAUGUACAAGUUGGUUCCUGCGGUGUUGCGCAGCUUCGACAUCGAUUUAUUGUACCCAGAGAAGGAAUGGACACUCCACAACGCAUGGUUCGUCAAGCAGAGCGAUUUCUACGUGAGAUUGCGAUCGAAGGAGGUCUGA
This is a messenger RNA of Ascochyta rabiei, 1560 nucleotides long. RefSeq lists its product as uncharacterized. Bases 1 to 1560 code for a protein of 519 amino acids. The transcript is spliced from 5 exons. The record is from RefSeq and is a predicted model, not a curated record. Gene Ontology annotation, molecular function: iron ion binding; monooxygenase activity; oxidoreductase activity, acting on paired donors, with incorporation or reduction of molecular oxygen. NCBI's taxonomy places the organism in Eukaryota, Fungi, Ascomycota, Dothideomycetes, Pleosporales, Didymellaceae.